Molecule: messenger RNA, 1122 nt
Organism: Penicillium griseofulvum
Lineage: Eukaryota; Fungi; Ascomycota; Eurotiomycetes; Eurotiales; Aspergillaceae
Product: ferritin-like domain-containing protein
Exons: 5
Coding region: 1-1122 (373 amino acids)
Source: RefSeq, a predicted model, not a curated record
AUGAAGUUCACUAAUCUUGCUCUCACCGGGGCUGCUAUCGGUCUUACCAACGCCAGCCCUGUCUCGAAGCGUGCUAUCAGCGAUGCCAACGUCCUCAACUACGCCCUCACUCUUGAGCAUCUUGAGGCAUCUUUCUACGCGGAGGGCCUCAAGAACUACACACAGGAGGACUUCAUCAAGGCCGGCAUGAAGGACCCUUUCUACGCCAACCUGAAGGAGGUUGCUUCCGAUGAGAAGGAGCAUGUUGAUUUCUUGACCUCCGCGCUCAAGGCUACCGGUGCCUCUCCUGUUGCCCGAUGCACCUACAACUUCCCAUCCACCGAUGUCAGCGGGUUCCUAGCCCUUGCCAGCGUUCUUGAGGGUGUCGGAGUCAGCGCCUACCUCGGGGCCGCAGCCUCCAUCAUGAGCGAUACCUAUCUAACAGCCGCCGGCAGCAUCCUUACCACAGAAGCACGACACAGCGCGUACCUGCGUGCCGCGGUCGGCGAAGUCCCCUUCGCCCAGGCCUUCGAUAACCCCCUCGGCUUCAACGAGGUGUACACGGUCGCCUCUCCUUUCAUCGCCUCAUGCCCCUCCAGCAACGGUGCACUGCCCGUGAAGGCUUUCCCCUCGCUCAUGAUGACCUCGAUGGACGCCGUCAUGACAGGUUCGCAAGUACAUCUUAUGACUGGCAGCAGCUUCGACGCAAGUACCAGCGACGUCCACGCCGCCUUCAUCACCGUCACUGGUCCAGUCUGGGCUCCUCUCAAGUCUAUGGGUGAUGGAAAGUUCACUGUCACUGUUCCUAAGGGUGUUGCGGGACAGAGCUAUGUCGUCCUGACCAAGGGCAACAAGCAGGCGACUGAUGACAAUAUUGUUGCUGGUCCUGCCAUCAUCGAGAUUGGAAAGAAAACGGCUCUGGGUACCCCGAGUGGUAUGGCCGCUAUGGGUAUGGGUGGCAAGAAGAAUAUGACUAUGCCUACUCCUACUCCUUCUCGGUCUAUGACUAGCCCCUGGAGUAGCUCUUCUGCUACUGGGUCUGCUUCCGCGUCUCCUGUUUACGAUGGCGCUGCUCAAAAGAUGUCCAGUGGCAUUAUUGGUGCUGUGGCUGCUGGUCUUGUUGCUGUUGCGGUUCUGAUUUGA